Messenger RNA from Papilio machaon (common yellow swallowtail), 866 nucleotides. RefSeq names its product putative nuclease HARBI1. The record is from RefSeq and is a predicted model, not a curated record. The coding region runs from base 60 to 866 and encodes 268 amino acids. The transcript is spliced from 4 exons. NCBI's taxonomy places the organism in Eukaryota, Metazoa, Arthropoda, Insecta, Lepidoptera, Papilionidae.
UGAAUUUUUAUGCUCGGGGUAGUUACCAAGGGUCUGUAGGGCAAAAUUUGGAUGGGCCAAUGGCACAACAGACAGUUUCUCGUUGUCUGCAGGAGGUCACAAAUGCUCUUAACGCAUCAGAUAUUUUAAAAAAAUAUAUUAAGUUUCCACAAAAUAGAAAUGAAAGGAAUUUUAUUAAGCGGCGGUUUUAUGAGAAAUAUGAUAUUCCUGGAGUGAUUGGGUGCAUUGAUUGCACCCAUAUAGCUAUUGUCAGACCAUCGGAGCAUGAGGAACAAUAUUUUAAUCGAAAACAUUUUCAUUCGAUUAACACACAAGUUAUUUGUGAUAGCGACUGCUAUAUUACAAAUGUGGAUGCUUCAUAUGGUGGAGCAACACAUGAUGCCUACAUUUGGAGAGAGUGUGACAUAAGAACCCACAUGGAGAGUAUCCAAAAUGAAACCGUUUAUUUACUAGGUGAUUCAGGUUAUGCUCAAAGGGAGUAUAUGAUGACACCUAUAGAUAACGCUGUUGAACACUCUCCUGAGGGGAGAUACAACUCUGUCCAAAAAAAUGCACGCUCCACCAUUGAACGCACAUUUGGUAUAUUGAAAGGUCGAUGGAGAUGUCUUCUUGCGGCGCGAGAACUGCAUUACUGUCCUGAAACAGCUGGUAAAAUUAUAAUAGCCUGCUGUGUUUUACAUAAUUUAUGUAUAAAGGAUGGUAUUGAUGUUCCCGAGUUGACAGAAGUUGAACUCCAAACAGAAAUGACUAGGCAGCCGGCAGACAGGAUAGACAGGGCUCCACCAAUUGCUUCUUCAACUCAAGCACUACAGGCAGGUCAGAGGGCAAGGGCUGUAUUAGUGCAAAUGUUGGAGAGGAAUAGGUGA